Suillus subaureus is the source of this 543-nucleotide messenger RNA. RefSeq lists its product as uncharacterized. Bases 1 to 543 code for a protein of 180 amino acids. NCBI's taxonomy places the organism in Eukaryota, Fungi, Basidiomycota, Agaricomycetes, Boletales, Suillaceae. The transcript is spliced from 3 exons. The record is from RefSeq and is a predicted model, not a curated record.
AUGUAUGACCCCAUCAAGCUGUGGGCAAGUGGAGGCCAGACUUGUGUAGCUCAACAGAAAUUCAUCACUAUCCCCCUUGGCACACAGCUUCAAGCUCUUUGGUGCAACCCCGAACAUGCUCAGCAUAUGUUGUAUCUCUCUGACAAGACAGAGCAUUUGUUAAAUGAGCUACGCACCAACGGAGGUGUCUUCAAUGAGAUUGACAACUUUGUCAUGGGUAUGGAUUACAUACAUGCUGUCCUAUGUGGAGAUAUAACCAAGGGCGAUGUCAUACUCAUGAUCUCAAUGGAUGGCACUCAACUUUAUGAGAGCAAGCAGUCUGACUGCUGGAUCUACAUAUGGAUUGUAAUGAACCAUGCACUGGGCAACCACUAUAAGAAGAAGUACAUACUUCCCAGUGGCUUCAUACCCAGCCCCAACAAACCCAAAAAUGUCUGGUGUAUUUUGAUGGGAUGGUUGGACAUAGCAGUCGUAAUGGUUGCCAACUUUAUUGUGGUCUCAUUGGGUGACAUAAAGGGAUGCAUUACUAUCCAGCUCUCUUGA